This is a messenger RNA of Adineta steineri, 474 nucleotides long. Lineage: Eukaryota; Metazoa; Rotifera; Eurotatoria; Adinetida; Adinetidae. The record is from the annotation of a GenBank genome assembly.
AUGUCCGGACGUGGUAAAACUGCAGGAAGUGGAAAGGCUCGUGCCAAAGCAAAAACUCGUUCAUCAAGAGCUGGUCUUCAAUUCCCAGUUGGUCGUAUUCAUCGUCUUCUUCGACGUGGUAAUUAUGCCGAACGUGUCGGUGCUGGUGCUCCAGUUUACUUGGGUGCUGUACUCGAAUAUUUAUCGGCUGAAAUUCUUGAAUUAGCAGGAAAUGCUGCACGAGAUAAUAAAAAAACACGUAUUAUUCCACGUCAUCUUCAAUUAGCCAUCAGAAAUGAUGAAGAAUUGAAUAAAUUAUUAUCUGGUGUAACAAUUGCUCAAGGUGGUGUUUUACCUAAUAUUCAAGCAAUUCUUUUACCAAAGAAAACUGCUGAAGGUACUGUUUCAGCACCAUCAUCAGGAUCUGCUGGUCCAAGCAAGAAGAAACCAGCUGGUGAAAAAUCAUCAGGAUCAAAAGCAGCUGAAAAAGCAUAA